Messenger RNA from Argentina anserina (silverweed cinquefoil), 2355 nucleotides. Its product is annotated as 9-cis-epoxycarotenoid dioxygenase NCED1, chloroplastic-like. Lineage: Eukaryota; Viridiplantae; Streptophyta; Magnoliopsida; Rosales; Rosaceae. Gene Ontology annotation, cellular component: chloroplast stroma. Gene Ontology annotation, biological process: carotene catabolic process. The transcript has a single exon. The record is from RefSeq and is a predicted model, not a curated record. The coding region runs from base 182 to 2029 and encodes 615 amino acids. Gene Ontology annotation, molecular function: carotenoid dioxygenase activity.
CUCUCUCUCACACACUACUUCUGAGCUCACAUCCAAACAAACGUAGACUCUUCUCUUUUCUCAACAAAAAAAAACGUAGACUCUUCUCUUUUUUUACCCUUCAAGGCCAUUUUUAGCGCAGGCUUUUGGAACUUUCAUAAACGAAUAUUACUAUACAGAAAUAGAAGCAAGUCAAGCAACCAUGCCUUCCCCUGCUGCAACAGCUACUACUUCUGACACAUGGCUUCUUCACCCCAACAGAUUCCUUUCUUCAACGAGAAGAAGAGACCCCGGUGCUGCUACUAGUACUUCUUCUCUCUUAGUUUCAAGACACAAAAGCACAAACGCAAUCACUUGCUCUCUACAAACAUCCUCCUUCCUUCAAUUGCCUAAACAAGCCCCGACCUACACGCAGUCUUCACCUUCUUCUUCCAUUUUUACUAAAACCCCUCAAGAUCAGAAACCCCAAACUUCUACGUCUUCUACUUCGAAUUCUAACCCUCAAGGAUGGAACUUGUUUCAGACAGUAGCAGCCGUGAUCAUAGACGCAAUGGAGAGUGCUUUGGUGACAAAAGAGCUUGAACACCCACUUCCCAAAACUGCGGACCCCAAAGUCCAAAUCGCCGGAAACUUCGCUCCAGUGCCGGAACAACCCGUCAAACACUCACUCCCCGUCACCGGAAAAAUACCAGAAUGCAUUCGCGGCGUCUACGUCAGAAAUGGAGCCAACCCACUUCACGAGCCGGUCGCCGGCCACCACCUUUUCGACGGCGACGGCAUGGUCCACGCCCUGUGCUUCAACUCCGACGGGUCCGCCAGCUACGCCUGUAGGUUCACCGAAACGCACCGUAUGGUGCAGGAGAAGGCUCUGGGCCGGCCCAUGUUCCCCAAAGCCAUUGGCGAACUCCACGGCCACUCUGGCAUCGCCCGAUUGGCCCUCUUCUACUUACGUGGGGCCUGCGGGCUCGUGGACCCCAGCAACGGCCUCGGCGUGGCCAACGCCGGCCUCGUCUACCAUAACGGCCGAUUACUGGCCAUGUCGGAAGACGACUUGCCGUACCACGUCAGGAUCACCAAAACAGGGGACCUCAAAACCGAAGGGCGAUACGACUUCAACAACCAGCUCAAGUCCACCAUGAUCGCCCACCCCAAGGUGGACCCCGCCACCGGCGAGCUCUUCGCGCUCAGCUACGACGUCGUUCAGAAGCCUUACCUCAAAUACUUCAAAUUCUCCCCAAACGGCACCAAGUCCCCUGACGUAGAAAUCCCAUUGCCCCAACCAACAAUGAUGCACGACUUCGCCAUUACCGAAAGGUUCGUCGUGAUUCCCGACCAGCAGGUUGUGUUCCGGCUCCCGGAGAUGCUCCGAGGUGGCUCCCCUGUAAUUUACGACAAGGACAAGGUUGCCCGGUUCGGGAUUCUCGACAAGAAUGCGAGCGAUGCUUCGGGAAUCAGAUGGGUUGAAGUUCCUGACUGCUUCUGCUUCCAUCUCUGGAACGCUUGGGAGGAGCCCGAGACUGACGAGGUGGUCGUGAUCGGGUCGUGUAUGACCCCACCGGACUCCAUUUUCAACGAAUGCGACGAGAAUUUACAAAGCGUUCUGUCGGAAAUACGUCUCAAUUUGAAGACAGGGAAGUCGACACGUCGUCCAAUCUGUUCGGAGCAGAUGAAUUUGGAAGCCGGGAUGGUGAACCGGAACAAACUCGGGCGCAAGACCCGGUUCGCAUACUUGGCCUUGGCCGAGCCGUGGCCUAAGGUCUCUGGUUUUGCCAAAGUCGACCUUUCAACUGGAGAGGUGAAGAAGCAUAUUUACGGAGAACAGAUGUUUGGGGGUGAGCCUCUGUUUCUUCCGAGGGACCCGAAUUCGGAGAACGAAGACGAUGGUUACAUUCUCGCUUUCGUUCACGACGAAAAGGAAUGGAAAUCGGAGCUGCAAAUUGUUAAUGCCAUGACUUUGAAGCUUGAAGCUUCGAUCAAGUUACCCUCCAGAGUCCCGUACGGUUUUCACGGCACGUUUAUUAGUGCCAAGGAUUUACAGAAGCAGGCUUAAGUUUGUUAGAUGCUAGAAGACACUAGAGGAGAUUUAUCAGUGGGAAGCUUGCAGAUAACAGCCCCCGGAGUCUCCCUAGUUACAGAUGUUGAUGUCUGUAUUAGUCUGGGUUUUGGUUGGCGUUGAGGUUUUGGGGUACCAACUAGAAGCUUUGGGGUAAUAGCUCUAGGUGAAGCUCAGUUGGUUUCUUCCGAUUCUUUCACUUUCGUGUGAAUUAUUCUCAUGUAUAUUGUACUCAACACUCUGUUUUGUCUUGUACAUCAUGGAGUUCCUAUUAUAUUAAUUUGUAGUUUAAUCGAAAAUAUGGUAAAUUAAUUGAUUUUGUA